UGCACGGGCUCAUCAUCCGCGACAUUGAUCUGAUCUUAAACGGCUGAAGGAGGUCGGCAAGGAUGGCUGGAAACGCUUUAAGAUCAACGGAUCUUUGAUGUCAUCCAACUCAACACCAGGGAUUAAUUCUACUUUUCUGAAGUGUUUGAUGUUGACUGGUGGAAACACAACAUUUUGUCCUGUUGUCUCGUGUCCUAGGUGCUGUGAAAAGUCAAACACAGCCCAGAACAUUUUCCAGAGGAGUGCACACUGUAACAUUAAUUCCAGGAGAUGGAAUUGGCCCAGAGAUCUCCACUGCUGUAAUGAAGAUUUUUGAAGCAGCUAAAGUUCCUAUUCAGUGGGAGGAAAGAAACGUUACAGCCAUAAAAGGACCAGGAGGCAAAUGGAUGAUUCCUCCUGAAGCCAAAGAGUCAAUGGACAGAAGCAAAAUAGGGCUAAAGGGUCCUCUGAAGACACCUAUUGCUGCUGGCCAUCCCUCCAUGAACCUACUUCUCAGGAAGACCUUUGACCUGUAUGCCAACGUGCGCCCAUGUGUGUCUAUUGAGGGCUAUAAGACCCCUUACACAGAUGUCGACCUGGUUACCAUUAGAGAAAACACAGAGGGAGAGUACAGUGGAAUUGAACAUGUGAUUGUGGAUGGGGUUGUGCAGAGUAUUAAGCUCAUCACAGAGCAGGCAAGCCGCCGCAUUGCAGAGUAUGCCUUUGAGUAUGCCAGGAAUAACCAAAGAAGCAGUGUUACAGCUGUUCACAAGGCCAACAUCAUGCGCAUGUCUGAUGGCCUCUUCCUAAGAAAGUGCAGAGAGGUGGCUGAGAACUACAAGGAUGUGAAGUUCACAGAGAUGUACCUAGAUACAGUUUGUCUCAAUAUGGUGCAGGAUCCCACUCAGUUUGACGUGCUCGUCAUGCCCAACCUUUAUGGUGAUAUUCUGAGUGAUCUUUGUGCGGGACUAAUUGGAGGUCUAGGAGUGACUCCUAGUGGCAACAUUGGUGCCAAUGGUGUUGCCAUAUUUGAAUCGGUGCAUGGAACUGCACCUGACAUUGCUGGCAAAGACCUGGCCAACCCCACAGCCCUUCUGCUUAGUGCUGUGAUGAUGCUACGACACAUGGGAUUGCACGCGGAUGCCAAGAAAAUUGAGACUGCCUGCUAUGACACCAUCCGGGACAAGAAGGUUUUGACCAAAGACCUUGGUGGAAACUCCAAAUGUUCUGAGUUCACAACAGAGAUCUGCCGGAGAGUACAAGACAUGGACUGAAAUUAUGUCAGCGAUUGACUGACUGUCUAUGGUGUUCCUGACUCAAAGGAUGCAUACCAAAAAAAGUCAACUUCAUAUCAUUCUAAUAUCUACGCACAAAUCUACUAUUACUGUAUAUGUAUACAUGAAAACAAAAAUGGCUGACGGUUUAUUCUGGAAUGUUGUUUUUAUUUUAUUUUAUUUUUUUCACUACUUGAAUAACAUACGAUAUAUCUUCAUGUCCUAUGGUAUUCAUUUGUGAUGUACUCUCUCUCUAAUUGCACUGGUAAAAUAGCUUUUAUUUAUUGCUUGUAUUUCUUGUCUGUAUUUUAAAAUGCCUAUACCAAUUUGUAAUUCGGUUAAUAGCAAGCAUAUUCUCAUUCAAUAUAUAAAAGAUCAAAUUCAUUAAAGUUAUAGAUAUUUUGAAUGUAAA
Molecule: messenger RNA, 1665 nt
Organism: Electrophorus electricus (electric eel)
Lineage: Eukaryota; Metazoa; Chordata; Actinopteri; Gymnotiformes; Gymnotidae
Source: RefSeq, a predicted model, not a curated record